Messenger RNA from Meriones unguiculatus (Mongolian gerbil), 791 nucleotides. RefSeq names its product chromosome 6 C3orf84 homolog (gene Cimip7). The record is from RefSeq and is a predicted model, not a curated record. Bases 68 to 676 code for a protein of 202 amino acids. The transcript is spliced from 4 exons. NCBI's taxonomy places the organism in Eukaryota, Metazoa, Chordata, Mammalia, Rodentia, Muridae.
UCUCUCUCAGAUGUAGCUUCAAAAAGACAAGAGGAAAGUUUGCCCUUUUUGCUCCCUUCCUAGAAAGAUGGAAGGUGCUAUAAUAGGCUCCUGGCACAACAGCGGCUUCUACGGGCACUACCGAGGGCGAGUCAAGAGCGAGAGUGCUGGAGAAUACCGCCUUGCAGCCAAGCCCCAGCCGCCAGCAGUGUUCCUGCAGAGAUGUGAGGAGCCAGUACGACAACACUACUUCUCAAAGCAUGACAACCGCACUUCGUACGACAAAGGUCCCUAUUGCCUGCUCCAGGGAAUUGGAAGACGGAAAGACCUGGAGCGCCUGUGGAAGAGACACACCUUCCUGCGCUGGGCACCCUGUGAGCUGGAAUUGAGCCAGCAGCCACCUCUGGAAUCCUCCUACCAGACUGACUGCCGGUCAAGUACAGGGUUCAGCAGGCUCCCCCAGCGCCUGGUCCACUUUGUUCAGCUUCAGCCUCCCUAUUUCAACACUACCUACCAGCACAACUUCUGCCAUCCAUCCCGGGGUGGCCACUGCGGUAGCACCAAGGUAAAGCGCCCUGAGCCAAUCACUGAAACCCUGCCUGGCCUUCCGGGAGCCCCGAAGCCCAAGAUGCUGCAGCAUUACAUUCACGCUGGAGUUUCUGAGUGUUUAAACUGGUCUCAAGGAUUAAAAAGCUGACAGAGCAGCCUGUUGGUACUCACAGCCUAACAUGUCUUGAGGGAGGGUGCUUAUGAGCAGAUCACUACCAGGUCCUGUGUCUGGCUCCCCACGGAGUGUCUAUGGUUUCCGUGUG